Merops nubicus (carmine bee-eater) is the source of this 236-nucleotide messenger RNA. RefSeq names its product serum amyloid A protein-like. The annotation marks the transcript as partial. Lineage: Eukaryota; Metazoa; Chordata; Aves; Coraciiformes; Meropidae. The record is from RefSeq and is a predicted model, not a curated record. Gene Ontology annotation, cellular component: extracellular region. The transcript is spliced from 2 exons.
AUGAGGCUCGCCGUCUGCCUCCUGCUGCUCUCCUUUGUCCUGUGUGCAAAUGCCGGCCUCAUUGAAGGGGGAAAAUUUGUCUGGGAUGCGAUAGGAGGGGCAUGGGAUAUGUUCAGAGCAUACCAGGACAUGCGUGAGGCAAACUAUACAAAUGCUGACAAGUAUUUCCAUGCUCGUGGGAAUUACGAUGCUGCCCGAAGAGGACCUGGUGGAGCUUGGGCAGCCAGAGUGAUCAG